AUGUCGGACUAUGGAACGGAGCUCCUGCGACGGCAGCUAGCUGAUCUCGCGAAAAACCCAAUCGAUCUGGUGUCGGUUGGUCUCGCCGAUGACAGCAAUGUGUACGACUGGGAGAUCUUGAUCAUGGGACCCGAUGGGACUCUGUAUGAAGGGGGUUUCUUCAAAGCUAGACUUGUCUUUCCUUCGGACUUUCCCAACAUGCCUCCCACCAUGACCUUCACCUCCGAAAUGUGGCACCCCAAUGUCUACGCCGAUGGACGAGUUUGCAUUUCCAUUCUUCAUCCGCCUGGUGAGGACGAAUACAACUCACAGGAAAGCGCCGACGAACGCUGGAGGCCCAUCUUGGGGGUGGAACAGAUCCUAAUGUCGGUCAUCUCCAUGCUAUCAGAUCCCAAUGACGAGAGUCCAGCAAAUCUCGAUGCCGCCGUAAUGUGGCGAAAUGACCGUGCCGCAUUCAAGAAGAAAGUGCGACAAGUCGUUCGAAAAAGUCAGGAGGAAUGCUAG
Messenger RNA from Seminavis robusta, 504 nucleotides. The record is from the annotation of a GenBank genome assembly. NCBI's taxonomy places the organism in Eukaryota, Bacillariophyta, Bacillariophyceae, Naviculales, Naviculaceae.